Messenger RNA from Conger conger (European conger), 5611 nucleotides. It is a transcript of the gene mecom, whose product is annotated as MDS1 and EVI1 complex locus. Lineage: Eukaryota; Metazoa; Chordata; Actinopteri; Anguilliformes; Congridae. Gene Ontology annotation, molecular function: protein binding; DNA-binding transcription activator activity, RNA polymerase II-specific; RNA polymerase II cis-regulatory region sequence-specific DNA binding. The record is from RefSeq and is a predicted model, not a curated record. The coding region runs from base 69 to 3920 and encodes 1283 amino acids. The transcript is spliced from 16 exons. Gene Ontology annotation, biological process: regulation of transcription by RNA polymerase II. Gene Ontology annotation, cellular component: nucleus.
GAGAAAAAAGAAAAAGGAGGAAAAGAUCCAAGAAAAAUCAAACAAACCCACGCCGAAAGACUGGCACCAUGAGGUCCAAAGGCAGGGCACGGAAACUGGCCACGAGUGAGCAGAAUGAAUUCCCGUCCUUCCCCACCGCUGACCUGGAGGACGUGGGGGAGCUGGAGGGAGACCCCGGGCCUCUCGCUCCUCCCUCAGAGGAGCUCACAUCGCCCGCUCUGUCCAGCGACACCGGGUCCCCCCUGCACCCCUCCCCCUUCCAGGCCCCCGCCUACACCCCCGAGGACAUGCCCGUGCCCCCGGACUUCGAGCUGCGCGAGUCUGGCGCGGGGUCCUCCGGCCUGGGCGUGUGGGCCCUCCGCAGGGUGGAGAGAGGGGAGCGCCUGGGGGCUCAGCCCCGGGACUGGACGCACAACUGGGAGGUCCUGGAUGAGUUGGGCCAUGUGAAGUUCUGCUCGAGUGCCAGCCAGCCUGAUAUCAGGAGCUGGCUGAAGCACGUCCAGUUCGCCCCGCUCGCCCACCAACACAACCUCGCUGCGUGCCAGAGAGAGGACCAGAUAUCAUACAGAGUGACGCGGGAUAUUGCCCCUGGAGAGGAGCUCUUACUUUACAUGAAGUCAGAGGAGCGUUCAUGUGAAGCCAUGGCUCCUGAAAUUCACGAGGAGAGACAGUACCGCUGUGAGGAGUGUGAGCAGCACUUUGAGUCUCGCCCAGAGCUGCUGGAGCACCAGAAGCAGCCCUGCGGGUCUCCCCACUCUGCCCUCUCCCUGGGGGACCAGAGCCUGCCCAACCCGGCCACCAGCGACCUGCAGGACCUGAGGGACCCUGUCCAUGACCUGAGGGACCUCCAAGACUUGAGGGACCCUGCCCAUGACCUGCGGGACCUGCACGACCUGAGGGACCCUGCCCACGACCUGCAGGACCUCCAAGAUCUGAGGGACCCUCAAAAACUGCGGGACCUCCAAGACCUGCGGGACCUCCACGAACUGAGGGAUCCCCAUGACCUGCGCACCCACCACCUCCCUCACGGCCUCCUGGAGUGUAAGGAGUGUGAUCAGGUGUUCUCUGACGCUCAGAGUCUGGAGGUACACACUCUGACACACUCAGAGGAGCGUGAGUACAAAUGUGACCAGUGCCCCAAAGCCUUCAACUGGAAAUCCAAUUUGAUUCGCCAUCAGAUGUCACAUGACAGUGGCAAGCACUACGAAUGUGAAAACUGCUCAAAGGUGUUCACAGACCCCAGUAACCUGCAGAGACACAUCCGGUCGCAGCACGUGGGCGCGCGGGCGCACGCCUGCCCCGACUGUGGCAAGACCUUCGCCACCUCCUCAGGGCUCAAACAGCACAAGCAUAUCCACAGCAGCGUCAAGCCCUUCAUAUGCGAGGUGUGCCACAAGUCGUACACGCAGUUCUCCAACCUGUGCCGGCACAAGCGCAUGCACGCCGACUGCCGCACGCAGAUCAAGUGCAAGGACUGCGGCCAGAUGUUCAGCACCACCUCGUCCCUCAACAAGCACCGCCGCUUCUGCGAGGGGAAGAACCAUUUCGCCACGGGGGGGCUAUUCGCCCAGGGCAUCUCGCUUCCGGGCACCCCCGUGCUGGACAAGUCCACCCUGGGCAUGGUCGGGCACGCCGGCGCCGGGCUGGCGGACUACUUCGGGGCGAACCGACACCAUGGCGGUCUGACCUUCCCCUCCGCUCCAACCUUCCCCUUCACCUUCCCGGGCCUGUUCCCCUCCGGACUGUACCACCGCCCCCCCCUCAUCCCCACCACCUCCCCCGUGAGGGGCCCCCCAGGUACCGAGCACAGCAAGAGCCCGCUCCUCACCCCCCUGCAGGGCACGCAGGGCGCCCGCAACCUCCUGAAGACGCUCUGCAGGGACAUGGUCCCGGACGAGCCCCUCAGCGGCGACGCCCAGUCGCAGAGCUCGGCCAAACAGAGGCGCGCGGGCAAGCUGAGCGACCAAUCGGAGAGCAGCGACCUGGACGACGUCAGCACGCCCAGCGGCAGCGACCUGGAGACCACGUCGGGCUCGGAGCUAGAGAGCGAGCCGGACAGCGACCGCGAGAGGACCGCAGAGGCCGACCGGGAGGCGGAGCGCGGGAGGGCGCGGGAGAACGGCAAGCCGCGGAAGAGGAAGACGGGGAGCCCUCAGAGCCCGCCCUCCGCCCCGCCCGCGCUGGACGAGCGCACCGCCGUGUCCGGCGCCGUCAACGACUCCAUCAAGGCCAUCGCCUCCAUCGCAGAGAAGUACUUCGGCUCCUCGGGGCUGGCCAGCCUGCAGGACAGGAAGGUGGGCGCUCUCCCGUACCCCUCCAUGUUCCCCCUGCCCUUCUUCCCGGCCUUCUCCCCGCCCGUCUACCCCCUCCCCGAAAGAGACCUGCGGCCCCCGCUCCUGAAGGUGGAGCCGCAGUCGCCCCCCUGCGACGCCAAGAAGAGCCGGAGCAGGAGCUCCGAGUCGCCCUUCGACCUCACCACCAAGCGCAAGGAGGAGAGGGCGCCUCCGCCCGCCCCGUCGAAGGCGGGGACCCCGCUCUCAGCCAAUCAGGAUCAGCCGCUGGACCUGAGCAUGGGCGCUAGGAACCGGGGCGGGCCUACCAAGAGGGAGGAGUCCAGGAAGAACCACGUGUUUGGGGAGGAGAAGGCGGAGGCGGUCACGCCGAAAGCGGACUCCUCGCUACAGCACGCCCGACCCACACCCUUCUUCAUGGACCCCAUUUACAGGGUUGAGAAGAGGAAGAUGAAUGAUCCGUUUGAGGCGCUGAAAGACAAAUACAUGCGGCCAGCACCCGGAUUCCUCUUCCACCCACAGAUGUCAGCCAUCGAGAACAUGGCCGAGCGUCUGGGGACCUUCAGCUCGCUGAGGCCCGAGGCCGGUGACCUCAUCCGCUCCGUCCCCAGCAUGUUCGACUUCAGGGCCCCCCCAAACACGCUGCCCGAGACGCUGCUCCGCAAGGGCAAGGAGCGCUACACCUGCAGGUACUGCGGGAAAAUAUUCCCAAGGUCUGCAAAUCUUACUCGGCACCUGAGAACCCACACUGGAGAACAACCAUACAGAUGUAAAUACUGCGACCGCUCCUUCAGCAUCUCCUCCAACCUGCAGCGUCACAUCCGCAACAUCCACAACAAGGAGAAGCCUUUCAAGUGCGACCUGUGUGACCGCUGCUUCGGUCAGCAGACCAACCUCGACCGUCACCUGAAGAAGCAUGAGAACGGAAACCUCUCAGGCACUGCCCUGUCCUCUCCCCGCUCAGAGCUGGACAGCAGCAGCGCCAUCCUGGAUGACAAAGAGGACUCCUACUUCAACGAGAUCCGAAACUUCAUCGGCAGCACCGGCCAGAACCAGCCCUCACCUGAGCCCUCUGAGGAAGGGAUAAAUGGUGGUCAGUUGGAGGAGGAGAAGGCUCUCAUGCCCAGCCAGUCACAGGAGCUGGAGGAAGAGGAAGGGGAGGAGCUGGGUGGGGAGGAAGAGGAAGCUGAGCACAGAGACACUUUGGGAAAGCAUGGAGACGAGCCGCUCCCUGCAAACCUGGACAAUGACAUCAUUCAUGAUGACAUCCAUUUUGAAGGACCAGACGACUUGGAGCUAAAUUGCAAGACUUCCCCUAGAAGAUAUGAAGAUGAGGACGAUCAGAACAGCUUCUCUGCUCUGGACCACAUCCGCCGCUUCUCCGACAUGCACAAGAUGGAGGAAAGCGAGUUCAGCGAUGGAGACAGCACCGCCUUCGGCCCGGCGCAUCUGCCCGACUCGAUAAAGCAGCCGCUCUACAGGAAGUCCAAGUCCCAGGCCUACGCCAUGAUGCUGUCCCUGUCGGAGAAGGACACGCUGCACCCAGCCUCCCACGCUCCCGCGGACAUGUGGCACAGUCUGGCCCGGGCAGCCGAGUCCAGCGCCAUCCAGUCCCUCAGCCACGUAUAACACCCCCCAACCCCCCUUCCCAAAAACCCAGACCUCACCCACCUCCACCCCGACCCACCAACCACACUGGGACCAAGUCCAACCCGGUAUCAGGGCCAAUGGGGACCGAGGCCCAACAAUGACUGCUCAGCAGAAUGCCUUACACAUCGCCAGGGUGGCCAGUCCCGGAAACAAACAUGCGCAAAAUAAAAGUCUUCAAACGAGUCUUUAAAGAAAUUGAGAAAAAAAAGAAUUGUCACCUUAAACUGAACGAUGACGUUAAUAGUGCUGAGGACGAUGCUGAUAACUGUAUUUAUUCCGUUCAAUGACUCUGUUUUUGCACAGCGAAGGCAGCUGGCGUUUAGGAAGAUCAGUGCGACACGGUGAAAUGCUAAUCGUGGUGAAAUGCUAAUGGGACUUUGUGAAUCGCAGAGGCGUGGCGAAGGCCAUGCGAACAGUCUUCCGCGCGAGUAUCAUGAAGUAAAGCCGACUGCGAGCACUCGGCCCGAUCCCACAGGAUCCUCCCCGUCCGACCUCCCCCUCCGCCGACCCCCACACCCCCCCUGCCCCCCUCCACAUGGAUGGAAGGCCAGGAGGGGCAUCCCUCAUAUGUGUGCAUAGCUUUUAAAAGGCAUCUGAGAGGGACACCCCAUGACCUCUCCGGACACAGAGAGGAGAGACGCCCUAACAAACCUGGGGUCUGAGUUCAUCUGAGUCAGGCACCGUUACCGAAAUGUUAUCCCAGCAUCACCGUUUAGGAGAAAUCAAAAGGAAAAACACUGAUCACUGAUCUCUUUUGAGACUAUAAGAACUUGCAUUGCUGUGUGUUCCUGCACAACUGAAGCACUGUCUAAGACUGCCUACAGACCGUUCUGUAAUGCAGCCUUCCCAUCACUCUGUGCAAAAUGCAAAAAAAAAUAGCAAGUACUGAACUUUGUCAUUCAUUGAAGGACUUCUUCUAAUACAAGCUCCUUGUACUCAUUCACUGAUGCCACUAAAUACCCUGAAUGCUAGUCAUUAGCUACUCCAUCUCCAUGUCUCUUUCAUUUUUAGACAAUCAUGUUUUCCUUUUUUUGUUUGCUGUUGAUGUUGUUCUUGUCGAUGUUACUGUGGUGUAUGUUGGGAAUUGUAUUUAUUUCUUGGCAAACUGUAGUUUGUUUACUGAAUAGCACUGCUCUUAGCCUGGCGAAGAGCCGAUUCCUCGCUGGGCCCUGUUCCAGAAGUCUGUGGGGUUUGUAGAAUACGUAUGAGUGCCAGAUAGUGUUAAACAUGCCAUUCACUCCUUAUUCUUCUAAUGAAGCUGGUUGAUGAAAUAGAUAUUACUGAGGGUCUUUUGUAUGACAAUUUAUUGAUUCAAUUGUAAAAACAAAAAAGAAUGAGAUAAUAAAAAUAGCAGGUAUUAUUUCCUCAUAACCGCAUGAUUGGUCUGAUUAGAACUGUACCUGAUAUUUUCUACGGUUGUGUGCAAGCUCGUGAGACGUUCGGUCAUGUUAAUCCUUCGUGCCAAACCUAUAAUAAAUAACAAAUUAUACACAUUUAUUUUCCUGUGUUGAGGCACCAGAUUUUUUGCUGUUGUUUUGUUUAUAAUCUCAUUUUAAAAGUAAUCGGCAAGUUGAGGUACUUUGUUUUAUUGCUUUCUACGAUGUAACUGUAAUGCAUUUCAAUACGAUGCUAUGAGGGGGGCCGCUGAGAAAUAAAAGAGUACAAUGUGA